Messenger RNA from Solanum tuberosum (potato), 1016 nucleotides. RefSeq names its product putative methyltransferase DDB_G0268948. Gene Ontology annotation, molecular function: S-adenosylmethionine-dependent methyltransferase activity. Lineage: Eukaryota; Viridiplantae; Streptophyta; Magnoliopsida; Solanales; Solanaceae. The transcript has 3 exons. The record is from RefSeq and is a predicted model, not a curated record. The annotation marks the transcript as partial.
AUUGCGGAAUUGUUCAACAACCAGGCCCGGUUCUAUUCCGAUGCGUGGCCAACUUAUCCUGGCGAAUGGUUUUCGAUGCUGGCUCAACACACCACCCGCCAUUCUCUAGCUUGGGAUGUUGGCACCGGCAACGGCCAAGCUGCCAUCGGCGUAGUUGAGCAUUACAAAAAAGUAAUAGCAACCGAUGUAAGCAAAGAUCAAUUAAGUCAUGCACAAAAACACCCAAGAAUUCAGUAUAUUCACACACCACUCUCCAUGUCUGAUGAAGAACUUGUGUCAAUUGUUGGUGGUGAACAUUCUGUAGAUUUGAUCAUUGUUGCUGCUACAGUUCACUGGUUCGAUCUCCCAAGGUUCUACUCGAUUGUAAAUCGUGUGCUAAGGAGACCAGGAGGCAUAAUAGCAGUUUGGGCCUAUGAAUUAAUGAAUGUAAGCCCUGAAUUUGAUCCAAAAUUUAAGAGUUUUCUUGAUUCAACACUUCCUUAUUGGCAUCCAAAUAUUAAAUUUGUGUUUAAUGGGUACAAAACGCUGCCGUUUCCUUUUGAAAGUGUGGGAUUAGGUUUAGAAAAUGAACCAAUUGAAGUUGAAAUACAAAAAGAUAUUUCAUUUGAUGGGUUUUUGGGAUUGCUCAAAUCUUUAUCAGCAAUUAACACUGCUAAUGAAAAAGGAGUUGAUUUGUUACCACAAAAAUUGGUUGAAGAAUUUGAGGUAGAAUGGGGAGGGCCUAAAUUGGUUAGACGUGUUAUCUUUAAGGCGUUUAUGCUUGUUGGUAAGGUGAAGAAUACAAAAAUCUAAGUGAAUUUGGUUUGAUCGAAGAUUUUAAGUCAGCGAGUGCAGAAUAAUAUAGUAUUGUAUUAAUUUCUUAUUGCAUGAUUAAAUGCAGCAUAGUAUGAAUAUGUAUGUAUUUAAGAAUAAUAUUGUAUUGUAUUAAUUUCUUAUUGCAUGAUUAAAUGCAACAUAGUAUGAAUAUGUAGGUAUUUAACAAGUUUUGAAAGAUAAAUAUAUGCCAAGGGGCGUAU